UUGAUCAAAUACUGUUUGUCCCGCAAUCUUCUCAUAAAAUAUAACAAUGCUCAAGAUUACUAUACCUGUAGGUGUGCCGGGAUUCCAUACAUCCCUGCUGGGCAAACCAGGACAUUUCCGUGCGGUGGGAUAUCGUGGCGCGAUGUCAACAUUCUCCUCCCAGGAAAAGAGAAGUGCCUGACUUUGUGUGAGGUAGAACUGCACGCAAGCACCUUUCAGGCAGCCCUGCCUUCAACUGCCACUGAGACAGCUGUUACAGCUCCAAACCUAAACCUGGCCUGGCUGUGGGAUCUUCUGAGAUCCCUCAGAAGACUUGCCAUUCGGAGAGGCAACGUGGCGCUGAUAGGAAGAGCGACCCAGUUGUCCAAGCUAAGCCGUCUGACCCAUGCCGAGAACGCCAUCGAUGGUCGCCUGGAUGCAGAGUGCCUCUCUGGCUCCUGUGCCCACACCCGGCUUCAGAGCGACCCCUGGUGGAGGGUGGACCUGGCUGUUCGCAAAGUCACCUCCAUUACCGUCACUAACAGAGAGGACUGCUGCCCCUGGAGGCAGGACGCGGCAGAGAUUCUCAUCGGAAGCUCCCUGAAGAACAACGGCAACAGUAACCCUCAGUGUGCUGUGAUCUCAUCCAUAGCGGCUGGGGACUCUGUCACCUUCCAGUGCCACGGGAUGGAGGGACAUCAUCCGCCCGGGCUGCUUCAACCCGUGCUUGGUGGGUAUAUGAUGGAUUAGAAUUGGGGUAAAUUCAUAGAGAUGUACAAAAGAGCUCUUCCCCUAUCUUUGCAAUGGCCACUUCUGUGAGAGCAUGGGCAGCGCCAUUGAGGGCUGUCCCCAUUUUAAAGUUGUCCAUUUCUUCUUCUUCUACUUCUAUGAGUGUAUUGGCAGUACCAAAAUGAACUGAAAAGGUGCAUACCACUACCUACUUUGCUGGAAUGUGUAUAGUUUGAACAGAUAGAUUUACUGCCACCUGCAAUUAUGGAAUGUUUCCUCAUGUGUAUAAUUCAUUGGCUGAACACUCCUACUGACCUACUGUGAUCCUUCCUUAACCCAUUGCAAGUCCUACCCAGUUGACUACUUCAAAAUGGUGAAAAUCCUCAAUGCACAUGCCAGGUUGUGGGACACAUGCUACCUCUAACCAACUCAAUGGGUCAAUUACAUUUCAACACAGUUGAUUCACGGAAGGCCAAAUCCUAACUUCAAAUCGAUGUAUUUACCUCAAGUUUCAUGCAUUAGGAUUAGCCCUGAAAUGAGUUGACGUGGUAGUUUCAACCCUGCUUUUGCAUUGAUUUCCCUCACUUCUCGUCUUCUAUUUCUCCACUGACGAAGAGACCUAUAAUCAAAACAGUACAGACGAAGAGACGUUUGAUCAUGAGAAAAUAUCAAUUGAGACACAAUAUCCAGUUGAUACAGUGCAUGGUAAGUUACCCACAUAGUCUGCAAACUGCAAGCAAACCCUUUUGCUUUCGUUGUGUGUCACUAAGGCUGUUUACAUAGGCAGCUCACUUCUGAUAAUUUUUUCACUCAUUUGUCUUUUGACUAAUCAGAUUAGCUCUGAUUAUGAUCUGAUGUGAAAAGAUCUGAUGUGAUUGGUCAAAAGACAAAUUAUUGGGAAAAAGAUCAGAAUAGGGCUGCCUGUGUAAAUGCAGCCUAUUACACUUACAGUGCCUUCAGAAAGUAUUCACACCCCUUUGACUAUUUACACAUUUUGUUGUUACAGCCUGAAUUUAAAAUAGAUUAAAAAAAUAUUAAAAUGUCACUGGCACAAUAUCCUGAAUAUUUGUCCUGAAUACAAAAUGUUAUGUUUGGGGCAAAUCCAAUACAUUACUGAGUACCACUCUCCAUAUUUUCAAGCAUAGUUGUGGCUGCAGUAUGUUAU
This is a messenger RNA of Salvelinus namaycush (lake trout), 1873 nucleotides long. RefSeq lists its product as uncharacterized. The annotation marks the transcript as partial. The record is from RefSeq and is a predicted model, not a curated record. NCBI's taxonomy places the organism in Eukaryota, Metazoa, Chordata, Actinopteri, Salmoniformes, Salmonidae. The transcript has 4 exons.